Messenger RNA from Austrofundulus limnaeus, 1743 nucleotides. It is a transcript of the gene noc4l, whose product is annotated as nucleolar complex associated 4 homolog. Gene Ontology annotation, cellular component: small-subunit processome; nucleolus; Noc4p-Nop14p complex. NCBI's taxonomy places the organism in Eukaryota, Metazoa, Chordata, Actinopteri, Cyprinodontiformes, Rivulidae. Bases 18 to 1592 code for a protein of 524 amino acids. Gene Ontology annotation, biological process: ribosome biogenesis. The transcript is spliced from 15 exons. The record is from RefSeq and is a predicted model, not a curated record.
GCAUCAACUCAGUAAACAUGGCGCCGGCCAAGAAACGCAACGUGAGUUCUGAGUUAACUUUAAAGAGGACUAAACUCGACUUAGAUGGUGUUGUUGAACGUAUACUUGGAAGCCGAAAGCACGCCAAUGAUGUAUUUGAUAUAUUGGAGKUUCUUCAGUCAGAGAAAGAGAAGGAUGUUCUUAAUGCUGUCAGCGCCUGCAGCAAGCUGUUCAGCACAUUGUUGGAGAGGAAAGAUCUGUUCAUUGGAAAACUUCCCGAAGAGGAGGCGUUAAAUGGAGGCUAUAGUGCUGAGGAGAAGUACCGGAUUUUUAUGCGACAUCGUUACAACAGUUGUCUAGAGAUGCUGCAAGAGCAUCUCAACCACGAACUGCAUGAAGUGAAGGAAAGUUCGCUGUGCUGUUUAAUGAAGUUUGCUGAAGCAGAAGGACGGCAUCCUUUGGAAGAUAAAGACUGGAGUGAACAUCACAGCUUCCCAACGGAACUAAUCCAGGCAGUGGUGCACAACCUUCUGUCGAAGAAGACCGACAACUCGCUGCUGAUCUCCAGGUUCCAGGAGUUUCUGGAGAUGGAGGAUGUGCGUUACUACGUAAUGAGCGCCAUCCGUGUGAACGUGCCCCACGUCAUGGAGAAAAACAAAGGAGCUGUGUUGCCUGUAUAUCAGAACAAUGUGUUCACACUCAUGUCCAACAUUAACGUUCCAAGCCAGGAGUCUGAAAUGACCAACUUUAUGGUCAAACAGGAAGCCAAACACGAGGACUGGAAAGCUGCUAAGCUUCAUGAUCACAAACGUGCCUUUGAGAGAAUGUGGCUUGGUUUUCUGAAGUACAAGUUGCCAAACAGCAUGUAUAAAAAAGUGUUGGUGAUUCUGCACGACUCCAUUUUGCCACACAUGAGCAACCCCUCCAUGAUGCUCGGCUUUUUGACCGCAGCCUAUGAUGUUGGUGGGGCCAUCAGUCUGCUGGCUCUCAACGGUCUUUUUGUGCUCAUACAUCAGCACAACCUAGACUAUCCUGAUUUCUACAAAAAGCUGUAUAAUCUCUUCGAACCGUCUGUUUUCCAUGUGAAAUACAGAGCGCGCUUUUUUCAUCUAGCCAACGUCUUCCUCAGCUCCAGCCACCUGCCACUUUACCUGGUUGCUGCGUUUGCCAAACGUCUGGCCCGCCUGGCCCUCACAGCUCCACCCACAGCUCUUCUCAUGCUCCUGCCCUUCAUCUACAACCUGAUCCGUCGCCACCCGUCCUGCAGAGUCCUCAUCCACAAACCCAGCGCAGAAGACGAGCCUCUCGAGGAUCCGUACGUCACGGAUGAGGAGGAUCCCGCUCGGUGUCGGGCUUUAGAGAGCAGCCUGUGGGAAAUUAAGACGCUGCAGAAACAUUUCCAUCCAGAUGUGGCCAAAGCUGCGACAUUAAUCAACACACCUCUGUCAGAGCAAGAAGAUGACAUCAGCGAAGUCCUGGAGAUGACUACAUAUGAGUUGAUGGACCGAGACCUGAAGCGUCAAAUCAAGAACGUCCCUCUGGAGUUUGAAACAGCCACAGAGUUACUGAAAGGAGGAGGAGAUGUGCUAAAAGAACACUUUUGUUUAGUUUAAGGAUAAAAUAACGCAGUGAAUGCAUUCCUGAUCUUGUUUUAUCACCAAACAUAUUUAUCUGAGAUGAACCUUUACAGCGGUUUGAGAUUUGUGGGAUCAACACAUCUAACUAUCGUAAAAACAUUUUUAAAAUAAAUUUGCAUGAAAGUUU